GCGGAUCCUCUGUAGGCCGUAGGGAUCAAGUAGAAGCUUAUACAAUCUGACAACGAAUUGUUCGUUGGAGGAGGAAGGGGAGACGGAGAUAGCCAUGUCAGGAUCGCUAAUUCGACGCUUCACGCCAUUUUUUACUGCUCGAAUUCGACAGAACCAGAGGCUUCUGAGCUCGUCUUCUGCUGCUGUUCUUCACCAUGCCUCUCCCUCGUCUCCGUCUUCGUCGUUUUCUCGUGAGCCAGUUCAAAUGACUGAAAAUUGUAUACAAAGAAUGAAAGAAUUAGUAGCCAAUGAAUCAUCAGCAGAUGAGAAAAUGCUUCGUUUGAGUGUGGAAACUGGUGGGUGUUCUGGAUUCCAAUAUGUGUUCAAUCUAGAUGACAGAAUAAAUUCAGAUGACAGAGUUUUUGAGAGAGAAGGUAUUAAAUUAGUUGUUGAUAAUGUUUCCUAUGACUUUGUAAAAGGAGCAACCGUUGACUAUGUUGAAGAGCUAAUACGUUCAGCUUUUGUAGUGACGGAAAACCCAAGUGCAGUUGGUGGUGUAGUUGCAAGAGUUCAUUCAUGGUAA
This is a messenger RNA of Neltuma alba, 562 nucleotides long. Its product is annotated as iron-sulfur assembly protein IscA-like 2, mitochondrial. NCBI's taxonomy places the organism in Eukaryota, Viridiplantae, Streptophyta, Magnoliopsida, Fabales, Fabaceae. The record is from RefSeq and is a predicted model, not a curated record. Gene Ontology annotation, molecular function: 4 iron, 4 sulfur cluster binding; 2 iron, 2 sulfur cluster binding; iron ion binding. The transcript has 4 exons. Gene Ontology annotation, cellular component: mitochondrion. Gene Ontology annotation, biological process: iron-sulfur cluster assembly. The coding region runs from base 95 to 562 and encodes 155 amino acids.